CAACAUUCCACAUACACCACUUAGCGACGCAUUGCAUUACUCUUGAAAUCCCUUGACUCAGAUUCAAGCCUCCUAAUGGUUGGAACAGAGUCUUCAGAACAUCCAACUUGAGAAUGCACAAGAACACAGCGAUUUCCUUCCGCGAGCAUGGUAAGUAAAAGGAAACAUGCAUCGUAUGUUUUUUCUUUUUUUGCGGCGCGCUCACGUUCGAAUGCCGCCAACGGCAGCUCACGUUACCGCGUUCUGUGGGAAUGCCGAUGACUGCCGGAGGUCGUGUAAGUGGUUUCGCAAUUCAUUUCCCAGGUCCAACGACUUGCUAUUAGUCUGACCUCUACCCCAGGUUACUUACAACGUCUACGUCAACAUAAUUGCUGUUUGGACUGACCAUGUCUGACGAAGUUGCAUCGAAAUCAUCAUUUCUAUGCAUGUACAUGUCCAAUCACCCCGAUACUUUGGUAUCGUACGUCAAGUAUUGGGGAAAGAUCAAUGACAAUGUAACAAGUGCUCGAAUGAUAGCGAUUGAUACCAAGGGCAUGACUUUGACUUACACUACGAAAGCAGGCGGUGAUGCAAAAAAGCAAGUUACAGUCCCUUUUGAUCCACCACUCGCUGGAUAUGCCGAAGUUAAACCUCGUCUCAUGAACAUGAAAGUCGAUGCUGAAGAAGCACUAGGGAUGACCCGUGCUCCUCAACUGUCGACCUUCCGCCUGACGCCACGAGUGCUACAAACUGUGGUUGUGAUUAGCAUUCUUGUCUACACAACAUUUGCGCCAUCCAGAGACUCACCCUCAUACCACCCAAUUUUUCUCCCGGCAAACUUGAUUCGCAGUUCAAUCCCCUCAUAUGUCAUCACUGGCAGCUGGAUAUUCAUGAUGGUCGUUCACUUCCUCGAAGGCCUCUAUACUUUAUCGCUUUGCAAGAAACAUAGGACUGGAUUUGUUGUCGGACUCCAGUACUUCAUUGUGACUUUCCUUUUUGGUUACCCGGUUUUCACGGAUAUUCACAAACAAGUACAGACGAUGAGGAUCGACAGUAUAAUGAAGGGACAGUGAUCUGUACUACCACCCUUAGUUAUCCCCUUCUAGUCAACGAUGUGUAUUUCUAGACCUCGCUAUACCAAUCUCAUUGUUAGGAACUAUCGGAUAUCCCUGCAUCACACGAUCGAAAUCUAAGCGAAGAAAUGUAGACAUGAAUGUACCUGCGAUCCGUUCAACCAGACUGACUCGUACUCCUUUGCUGGAAAUACUUGAACAAUUGCAAACAUAUGGCAUAUGCAACUUGAGACGUUAUAAUGAUGUAUUA
Somion occarium is the source of this 1302-nucleotide messenger RNA. Lineage: Eukaryota; Fungi; Basidiomycota; Agaricomycetes; Polyporales; Cerrenaceae. The record is from the annotation of a GenBank genome assembly.